AUGACCAUCUCCAUGAAAUACUCUUUCCCGUUAUUGACCAACGAAAUAAUCUCUCUUCACCUUCCAGGCUUCAGAAGAAUGCAGGGCUCUGGACUUUUGGGAAACAUCUCGACUUGUGAUGCUUCCUUUCGAUGGUAUUGGGAUGAAUGCCAAAAUCUCCUGACGCUGGUGCCCUCAAGUUCUUUCCCACAAAACCAAGUCAUAAAUUGUCGCCUUUAUCCGAGGGACGGUCUCCAAUUGCCAGAGUUCGGAGUGAUCACAGAUAGCAAGACCAUUUCAAUCUCAACAAAUGCGGUUGCUUUCUCGUACAUGUUCCCUACCAUAACUCGCUUCUGUGCUUCACACGUGGGAGGAGUUGGAAGCAUCACAAACGGGCCAGGGCUGCAAUUCGUUCCGGGAAUGGCUGGAGUGGUGAAUGAUAUGUACGUGACGGUGAAUGCAAGUGCGACGAUUCUCCCCAUGGACUCGAUCAUUUUCGAAAUGAGCGAUUUUGUAGCUGAGGGAUGCACGCUGAAUCCGCAGUGGAGCGCCAGUGCUGGCUGUGCUGCAAACCAAUCACAUAACCACACUACCAAUUACUCUCAGUCAUGUACAUACUCUACGAGCUUCUGCUACCGGAGGGAGGAAUGCUCAAAUCUGUGUUAUCUAACUGAAAACUGUGUUCAAGAAUCGAUUGUUUUCCAAGACUGCAAUAACAGCUGCACAAUGGUUGCCAUGAUCAAUUUUAGCAAUGUUUCAUAUGAGUGGAAUUGCGAGAAGAACUGGUUGAAGGUCAUAUUUGACAGUCCAAUAGAAGCGAACAGGGAAAAGACUGUCAAGAUUCCAUCUGCAUAUAGGAUAAGAUUGCCUUUGCGAGGCAUUACCCCUGCCAACUCUGGAAUCAAGUUCGAGGCAAACUUUCAGAACGGAAAGAUAGACUGGACACCGGUCAAAAACUUGAACUCUGUUGGCGCUCUGCGUGAGACAUCGCUAAGAUUUGACCCGCCGGUGGCAGGGUACAACAUCAACAUUACCUUCCAAUUCAUCCCGGACAUGCCUAUGGUACAGGGAGAUUUGAUGUUGUUGAGAAUGUCAUAUUUUGACCUUGCUUGUGACGUGUAUGCGACUGAAAAUUCUUCAAAUGUCACCUCAGACUAUGAAAAUUCAACCUCAUUGGUCAAUGUUUCUAAUUCAAGUCAAUCUUCGCAAGGGCAGACGAAGUGUUUCUAUAGCAUGGGGAUCCGAACCUUGCCAGAGAAUGUGAUUGAAGUAUUGCGGUGGGUGAACAGUGAGCAAACCUUGUACCUUCAAGUCAACCAGCCUAUUUCCGCAGGGCAGCAUAUCUCUCUGACCAUCCCUUCAGCAUUCGGAUUCAAAGUCCCGCGCCUUGGUAUUCAAAGAUCUUCCAAUGCCUUUCAAGUUUCCGCCGACGCCAAGUCAGGCAUGGUUGUAUGGACUCCAAUCGAGCAAUACGAUCUCAUCGGAGCAUUUGUGAACACCUCACUUGACUACGGCACUCCAGGAGCAGCGCAGAGGUCAAGCAUCUCGAUAGCUUUUUCUCCUGUCAUGGCGAUUAUGCCACGUGAAAGAGUUACUUUCAUCCUUCCAAAUUUCUUGUUUCUCUCUAGCAAGGGGCAAAGUCUCGUGCCCUUGCCGACGAGUUUAAUUCUUCAGAAGCCUCUGGCUUAUUUCUCAGACUUUUUCUGGAGCUCGUCGGAUCAAUCCAUCCAAGCAAAUUGUCUCCACGAAAUUCCUGCUGGCUUGUAUGUUCAGCUGACGAUUGACCGUGAUAUGAAUGUCUCCCUCCCAAUGUCCAACUUGGCCUUGAACGAUCCGGCCCUCGGUUUGUCAAGCAACACGACCAAUGGGCCUGUGCUUUUCGCAUCCUUUGAAAGAUCACCAGUUGUUUCGGUCUUUGGAAAUAUCACCAAUCAUUCCUUGUCUUUCUCGGAAGAUUCAAUUGCCCAUCAGCCUGUUGAAUUUGAAUUUGAAUUUGCCGUCACUGAGCAUUUGCAGUCGUCGCAUCAGGACGAGCUGGUCUUGCACCUCCCAGGCUUCUCAAGCGUAAAACAAACAUUUAACGUAUCCUCGACCCCUGCUGGGCUCCUUCGCUCAGCCGUGUGGACUCAGUCGGCUGUCGAGGGGUUCUGUCCUUCUGACUGUCUCAAGCUUGCAGCCGCAAGCGAUGUGCCUGCCGAGACUCUCGUUCGGGUUCUCAUUCCUCUGGAAGCAGGAAUGACUCUACCUGUCGAAGGUGUGAGAGUGAACGAUCGAAGGUACACCAUUGCUAGCACAGCCAUUUCGGGGCCUGUGCGACCGACUCCCUUUCAUGUUCCUCAAGGAGUCGGCUCCUUUGGCAAGACAGCGAACGUUACAUUUUAUGAAGGCAGAGCCGGGGAGCCUGUGGCGUUUGCUCUCAAUUUCGUUGCGUUCAUGCCCCUAGGAAGCAGAGAUCAGGUCUUGUUGCGCAUGGAUUCCUUUGGAGGAGAUGACUUCCAAUACGAAGUCGAUGCCAAUCAGAAUCAUUCAAAUGUUUCCUUCAAUGUGUUUCCUCCCGCUGCAGUCUGUAGAAUAUCCUGGAACAAAACCAUCUUGAACGUUUCGAUCUGCAACGAUUGGCCUGCGGGCCAGCGCUUCAGUAUCUCCAUCCCCAGGACUUGGGGGAUCAUCUUGCCACCAGCAGGACUGCGGGUGGAAGGGAGUUACUUGUGGAUAUCUUCCAACGCGUUCCUCGGAGUUGUGAGAGACACCCCAGUUGUCACUUUCACCCCUGUCGGCGCUCUCGAGCAAGACUCGCUCCAGAUGUUAUUCGAGCCCAUGCGGGCAGCAGCGACUGUCAGUCUCACCGUCAGGUUUCAUCCUCUCAUGUCACUGGAGACAGGCGAUCUGAUUGUUCUGCACUUGCCUUCCUUCUUCCUCGUCAACACCUCCAGCAAUCACACAGGCAAUGCCACCGAUCGGUUCUCGUUCUCUUGGGACCAAGUAUCCUUCAACCUCAGCGCUAGGCUACUCUACCCAAUGGGUGCCAACAUCACUCACGAUCUGAUCGUUCCAUCCAAGUUUGGUCUUGCCUUGCCAAGGGAAGGAGUUCGACGGAAUCAGGAUUCAAUUCUAUUCAACGUUGUGUCUACCCAAGGCAACAUCCUUCCAAGGAGGUUUGAUGAGAUUCUUCCCGUCGGAGCUUUUGUAGACGGCGUCGCCCUUCGCUUUGACCCUCUUGCUGUUGGUCAAGUUACCAGCAUUCUUAUCAGUUUCCAAGUCACAAACGUCAUAUCUAUCAAUGACACCUUCAUAUUUUACCUGCCCAGGUUCUUCUCUCAAACCUCACACAACAAGACUACGGCUGAGCUGGACUUGUUCGAUGCUGUUUGGGACAAUGCAGAACAAUCUUUGUCCUUCGUUGCCAAGACACUUGUCUCUCCCUAUCAGAACAUUUCCCUUCUUGCUCCUCCUUCAAUGAAUAUUUCGAUUCCUCUGAGCGGUUUGCCCUCGACCUUCGUUGGGAGAGUCAGGGCAGACGUGAAGGAGGGGCCUAUUCUCUUGACUCCCGUGAAGCCCUUGCAGACCCUCGGAGCUUUCCGUUCUUCGAGCAUCACAUUUGUGACACCGCGUGCAGGGAAGCCAGCGGAUGUUGUUGUUAUGAUCAGGGCAUACAUGAUGAUAGGUAAAGGAGACGUGGUGAUGUUGAAACUGUCAAACUUUGAGGGUCCCGGCGGCCAACUUGCGGUGAACAGCUCCUCCUUUGACAUCGCGUCAUGGAACUCGACUUCAGGGAUCUUGAGCAUGACAGCCUCGCGCCUGAUUCCUGCAGGAGAAGAAGUAUCUGCUGUCGUCGUCAAGUCAGAUCUCCUUCUCUUGCCCUCCUACGGAAUUUCUCUUGCCCAUGUGAUUCAAAUCAGCUCAAACGCCUUUGACGGGCCGGCCCCAUGGACGAAAGUUGACUAUGUCCAGCCUGUCGGGUCCUUCUUAUUUUCAGAGAUAGCUAUGUCCAUUCAUAAGGUAGGACAAGAAGUUGCCUUGUCACUGUCUUUCAAUCCUACGAUGGAGGUCAUGGAAGGAAGCAACAUCACUUUCAAAGUCCCCAGCCUCUCAAGCUCUUUGUCAACCCUCAAUUGCAGUCUCCGAUCGGCAGGGGACGAAACUCCCUACCAAGCCAAGUGCACAUGGAGGCCACAGACGAGCUCUCUACAAAUGGAGGUGUAUGCGAAGCUUGAGGCCAACAGCACCUAUCAGGUACAGAUAUCUUCUCUUCUCUUCUUUGGUGAGGAAGGAAUUUCCUACGAUGAUGAAAGUGUGACGAUAGCCUGUGAUUCACCUACUGGGCCUGUGCUCCCAACGAGAAUCAUUUUCAUCCCUUCGAUUCACUCUUACGGCAAAUUCACUUCAUCAAAGAUUUCUUAUCAGCCUCGUCGCACGGAUGUUCCAGUCGUCAUUCUGUUCUCGUUUGCUGUUGAUGUUUCUCUGUACAGUGGUGAUGUGGUGACCUUGCACCUGCCCAAGUUCCUCUCGAGCUCGACGAACUGCUCAGUACAUGUCAACGGCAAUGUCUGGACGGACUGUAACUUUCAAGGGGAGACUCUGAGCUUUACCGUCAUGGCUGAUUUCCGUCCCAACGAGGUUAUCGUCUCAAAGAUUGCAAGUGAUGGAGGAAUCAUGUUGCCUUCUGACGGCAUUCGCCUCGGCGACAACUUCUUGAAGGCUCAGGUGCAGGCGAUUGCUGGCAGCGUUGCGCUCGCCACGAUCAGCUCCCAAGAUCCAGUCGGCACACUGAAUGGAGCCGCCCUGACUUUCAGCCCAGCUCAAACAAGUCAGAAGGCACGGCUCAUGCUCUCAUUCCAACUUCAGAAUACGAUACAGGCUUUAGAAAGAUUGACGUUGCAAUUGCCGGAAUUCUCCUCUGACACUAACACUACUUGCAAUUUGAGCGCGUUUGUGUCCAAGGACCUCAACUACACGUUCCGUACCAUCGAGGUCAGUGCAAGGUGGAGGCAGUCGAGCUCUGACCUGGUCAUCGAAUUUCUUCAAACUGUGCUAUGGCAAGACAACAAGCACGUCACCAUCGUCCUCCCUCAGGCGUGUGGGAUCCAUCUCCCUCCGAACAGUGUGGCCAUCGAUCUCAAAAACUUCACCAUCGCGUCCAACGCCCUUUAUGGUCCUGUUGACCCCACCCCCCUUCAGUUCCAUCUGGCUAUCGGCAAGUUCUCGUCGCUGUCUCUCUCCUUCGGCGAUGCCGUUGCGGGUGAAGCAGCGAACCUGACUCUAAGGAUUGCCUCCGAGCUUGCCCUGGCACGUGAUGACGUCAUCACAGUCUACUUGCCAGGCUUUCGUUGUGACGACCCUUCAGCCGUACUUGUUCCGGACCAAAGCUCUGUGAAUGUCUCGUUGUAUUGGCUGCAGAACACGUGCAGUGCGUAUCAGAGGUUCUGCUCCGCCUCACCCAUGGCAGUCCUCUCUGUCAAAUUGCUUCAGGACGUAGCCAGCAAUCAAGAGAUCGUGCUGGAAAUUGUGUCCGGAAGUCGCCCGGACUCUUCGAGCAACUUCAGCAUCUUUCUCCCUCCGAACGGGGUUCGGACGUACGAGGCUGAGCUCAGGGCUGCAGUGAACAGCAAAGUCAAUCCCAUCUAUCCGUCAAACUUCGAUUCUGUACAGCCUGUCGGAUACCUGGGUCAAAGGAAGAAGCUCAAGUUUGCGUUUCCCGCUCGUGCAAAUCAAACCGGCGGGAUACAGGUAGAGAUCACCCCGGCUAUGGACAUUCAAGUGAACGAUGAAGUAUUCCUUUUCCUCCCACAGUUUCUGGGGCCAAGUUUUGACAACAAGACGACCUAUGAUGCCAACCAUGAAGAAUUUGCUCUGGUCAGCUGGGACGCUGCUGAGAUGCUGCUGAGACUUGUCAUGAAGCAGAACUUGAAGGCUGGCAACCUCGACAUCCCAUUGCCCAGUGACUUGGGAGUGAUAUUGCCAGCAGAAGGCCUGAAAACGAAUGAAACUGCCUUGAAGAUCAAUGCCGCUGUAGUCGCUGGAUCUGUUCGUAGGAUUGGCUUUGACGAGGUCCAGGCUGUGGGCGCGUUUCAAAAUGUCAACUUUGAUUUUGAGAAGUUCUUCUCAUCGUUCUCGUGCUAUAUGACCCUCUGGCCGGGAGACGAGCUUGUUUUCUACAUUCCCACAUCGAUGAAAGCGUUUUCGCAGGCUUCUUUUGACAGCAGUUGCUCCCUUUCGGUAACUUUUUAUCCCGAGGCCAACCAGUUGAAACUGAAGGUGGAUCAGAAAGUGACACGAUUGCAAACUUGUGAAAUUGUAUCUAGUGCAUAUCAGUCCUUUACCUCGUUUCCUGCCUUAGCCGAGACGUUCAUGUGGGUGGAGGUAGAGGCGACUGAGGGAUACAUUCCUCCGACUAGGAUCGAUGACGUCAUCACAAAGAACCCUUUCAUACAGUACCCUGUGCUCUCCUUGCACGCAGACCCGCUCAAACGGGCCAUAAACAUUUCGUUCGUGUUUACCCUGGACGAGAGUUUCUUUGUCAACACUACUGUUACCAACGUGACUCUGAUCUAUGUGGGUGCGGCUACGGUCACUCUGGAAGACAUGUACAAUGGAACGUUUAUAGGAAACAGUCGGAUGCCGUUGAGCUUGAACGAAGCUGCCCUGUUCGAGGAACAAGCGUUCCAGCUUCAGUUCCCUAUCCUUUCCCAAGGCCUCUGGAGGAAUCAGAAUGGUUUCUGGUUGACCUUCCGGAAGGAUGACCAGGAAUUUUUGUUCCCGUGUAAAAACACUCCAUUUGGAGGAUUUGCACAAUCCGAAUUGAAGUUUGACGUCGUGCAGGGCAAGAUGAACAUAUCUGUCGUCACCACCAUGGAUCUUGUUGCGUUUGACAGUCUCUUCAUAAACCUCAACACUUUUUCGUCUGAUCUUGAUGUCAUCUCUGUUGCUUCGGACCCUCCUGGGAUUUGCAAGAAGGGGCUCUGGGACGGAUCAGGCGUCUUGGUGCUUGUGAUGGAGGGCAGGAAUGUCUCUGCCGGCCCAGUCGUGCUCGCUCGCAGGAAGCAACUGACCGUCAUCCUCCCGCUGGGACCAACGGGCCUGAGGCUUCCGAAGAAUGGAGUGAGGAGCGAGGAUGAGACCAUCACCGUCGGCUCGAACGCGUCCUUGGGGCCUACCAACGCCAAGUCUUUCGGGUUUGUUCAGCCGGUCGGAUGCUUUCGCAACGGAUCGUCAGUUGAAUUCUUCUCAUACUUCUCGAAUAGAAGUUUGGUCGGGAAUCCUGUGGGGUUACGGAUCUCGUUCAAAGCUUGCAUGAAAUUGUUGCAAAACGAUGCGGUGUAUGUCAAAUUGCCUGGAUUCUAUGUGGACUCCAAGAUAACUCCGGUGGCAAUCUCAGGUUCUGACUUUGAACUUGUCGAUUUCCAAGGCGAUGUUGCCACGUUUGUUGUGCGAGGAAACGUCACGGAAGACGAGCAAGUAGUGCUAGAGGUGCUCCCUUCUGUUGGGUUUCGCCUUCCGUUGGUUGGCGUGAGGCUUGACGACGUCGCUUUCAACAUCGCAACAAACGCGUUCGAGGGGCCAGUGCAAGAGACUUCGUUCGACAAGGUGCAAGCUGUUGGGUCCUUCACCUCCAUCUCCUUAUCUUUCGCCCCAGACAGCCAGGCUGGUCGACCGGUCAACGUGACUUUGAAUUUUACUGCAGCGAUGGACAUCUUGCAAGGAGAGAAUGUCUCUUUGCUCCUCCCGGGCUGGCAAGCUGAAGACUUCAUGGCGGAUGGCUCCUUGCUCACUUUGAACAACACCAGCAUCCACGUAAUCUUGUCAUGGGCCCAGACCGACGGCCCCCGGCUGACGAUGUCGUUAGCUGAUCGGCUUCCAGCAGCAGAGUGGGCUCAACUUCAGUUGACUAGAGCACUUGGCUUGGUGGUGUUGCCUUCACAGAUCCAACACAACUUGAACGCAAUCGUAGCCUUCACGAACGCGCGACUUGGCGUUGUCAACUUCUUUCCUGUCGACAUGCAGAACAAGAUCGGCGCUUUUCUUGACACCAAAAUAGAAUUUUCUCCUGCAGCUGCAAACAUUGCUGUGGAGUUUACAAUCUCGUUUGUGGUUCAGAUGGACAUCUUAGCAGGAGAAAACAUCCACUUCCUGAUGAGAUCGCUGAAGCGCAUCAAACGGGGCCCUGUCUCUGUUGUGCUCAACGGCUCCUCUCUCAAUGUCUCGUCUUGGGACUCAAACUCCACGGAUCUUGUUUUCCAGUCUCCCGACACCAUCUAUGCUCUCGACCCGGUCACAUUUAGGAUACAGCUGUCCGAGGGGUUUGUCAUGUCACCGCUCGGUCUCGCCGAGGAGGGGUCGCCCAAGAUCUACACUGACGCUUCCAACGGGUUUGUGAACCCCAUAGAGAUCGAGCAGUUCCCUUUGAUUGCAAGGAUCUUUGACGCCAGGCUCGUCGUAGUGCCGCUCAUCGCUGACUUCGAUGCUGACGUCAGCUUGGAGUUGACUCUCUCCGUCCCGCUGCUUCCUGGAGAUGUCGUGAGGGUCCACCUCCCAGGAUUCUCUGAGGGCAGGUCGAGAGCUGCUCAGCCUUUGAACGCCUCCUUGAACUACUCUGUAUCCUGGAACGAGUCGGAUGCCUCGAUCUCUUGGACGAUGUACGACGAGGUCCCGUCGCAACUUCCGAUGACGUUGGCUGGGCCGUCGGACAUGUACCUGAGAACUUCAAAGAAAGGGCUUCUCCUCUCCCAGCAGGACAACUUGAUCGAGCUGCGAGCGGCAAAAGGCAACGUGAUGUGGUCCCAGCUGACCGCCUUCGAUCCCUUCGGGGCGCUCUCUUCUCUUCCGCGGCUGGCAUUGCUGAACCCCUACCCUCAAGCGGAAGCCACGUCGGGGCUUCAGCUUGACUUCCAGUUGUCCAUGGACCUUGUUCCCGGGGACAGCUUGAGGGUGUUCCUUCCAGGGUUUCGCGUGCCUAAGAAUGGUCGAUUGAAUGUGUCGUCUGCAACGAUCUUCAAUGCAACCUCUCGAGUGGAAGUUGACGCGUUUGCUGGAUCUGUGAGCAACAUCUUUUACCAUUAUGCAAACUAUGAGGUUGUGAUGUUGACAGCAAAUGAUACCGAGGCCGCCGGAAUUUUGAUCGACCUGAAGUGCGAGGAUCGUGUCUUUUCCAAUUCAUCCAUCUCGAUUCAGGUUGGUGACGAUGCGGAGGUUUCGCUUCCACAUGAUGGCGUCAAGGGCAUAGAAGGCUUUGCGAUGUCUGUCAAUGCUUCUGAUGGACCUGUCCUUCCUAGUCCAUUUGCUUCUGUCCAGUCGGUUGGAAUUCUUUCCAACACAUCCAUGAUUUUUGGAGACUUGGCAGCCGCUGGUGAGAUUGGCAACCUGACGCUCUCGUUUUCGUUUUCAUUCAAUCUUUCCGAAGGCGAUAAGAUUGUCGUCAGGCUCCCAGCAUUCUUCAAUUUGUCUUCUCAGGGAACAGCAAGACUAAUUGCUCAUAAUGAGUUGUCAAUGGACAUCGAUUUUCAUGUGCCUGAAAUGUAUGUGCUUGAGUUUACAUUGCCCCAGAAUGCUUUGAUUCCUCCGGCGUCUCUUGUAAGUGUAAGCGUUGUCGAAGAAUUCGUGCUACCUCCGCAUGGCGUUGCUCAGGAUUCAAAGAUCAACAUGACAGUCCUCCAAGGAUCUUCAUCGAUUACCUUCUCCAACAUUCAAUCGAAGCAACCGGUUGGAGCGGUACUCAAUGAAAACAUUCUAUUCGACUGUCCGAAUGCAAUGGGGGCUGUUGGCUUCACACUCUCCUUCCUUCCAACGAUGAGCAUCCAAUCGGAUGAAACAGUCGCUGUCUUUCUGAGAGGCUUCUAUGCUGAGAACUACUAUCAGCUUGCUGUCGCUUCUUCACAAGUACAACAAGUAACUGUUGAGCCGCUUCCCACUGGAGUCCGGGUUAUCUUUGCUGUACAGGCCCUGUCUGCAGGUAGUCAAGCAACAUUGAGGGCCGACGUGACUCUGGGUAUCAAGCCUCCGAAUGCAAGCUCUUGCCAUGAUCGCAUUGCUGUCAUCCUUUCUGUUUCUGCAGCUUCCGGUCCAGUGCGGAGCAAGGCUCUCUCUUCGGUCGUUACUGCCUCGGUCCGAUCUCAUGCUCCGGCGCCCGGUGAGACGUUAUUCUUGUCUUUCGAGAUGCUCUCAACUAUCCAACUUCGUGCAAACGACACGAUGAUGCUUGUUCUCCCCCCAUUUGACUUCGCCUCGACCGCAUCUAGGAGUCUGGGCAGCACGGAGGUCGUACAAACGUGUGGAGAUACUUCCGCUACUGUGUUUCAGUCGAGUGUUCUUUGGGACGCAUUGUUGUCAAGUUUUGUUCUCAAGAUUCCAGUUGACGUGCAGAGCGGUAGUAGGUUGUCAGUGAACAUCAGUGGAGCACCAGCGGGAUUGAAAUUUCCGUUGCAGGGAAUCCCUCUCUCACAGACGAAUCAGUUCUCUGUCAAGAUACAGCAGGAGUCACAGACUUACAUCUCCUGCUUGGGAAUGUUAACACCAUUCGGAGCGUUCUUGAGUCCUACAAACGUAACAUUCACGAGCAAUGUGCCGGGAAGUGUGACUGGCUUUCAAAUUACAAUGGAGAUGUCGAUGAACCUGUAUCAGAAUGACCGGAUAGAAGUCUUCUUUGAUGGGUUCGAUAUCUUUCCAAGUGGAGGAUUUCGUCUGGAUCAAAGAUGUAUGGUAGUCUAUUGCGAGUUUCAUCCUUUCUCAUUCAUCGUGAGUGCAGAGAGGAAGGCUGGGGGCGUACUGGUAGCCUUCAUGAGCAAUCAGUUCGUAGCUGGCUUUCAGAAGCUGGACUUGUCUGUGCCGGUGGAAGGAGGGUUGACCCUCCCGCGCAGUGAAGCUGCGCUACACUAUUCGGUCAAUGUGAUAGCAGACGGUCUUGAUGGUACCACCAGAAACCAUCGGCCGAUCAGAGUUCCAAGGCUUGGCUCGUUCCUUCCUUCCUACCUUACAUGGAACUCGACUGGGAAAGAGACUGCUGACAUUCGUCUCUUCUUCACUCCGCAUAUUGAAUUUCAAGGGGGUGAAACCGUCUCACUCCGCAUGCUUCCCUUCCUUGCCUCCUCAGCCAACGUCUCCGCUGACUUUCACUUCUGUGACAAGUCUUUCUCGUCAGGCUGUAGGUUUGACAGUUGCUUUCAAAGUCUGACAGCAAAAGAUGCGCUCGUGCAGUGUUGUGGUUGUGCUUUAGUACAUUCUGUCCCGGUGACUUCCGUAUGGAAUACCUCUUCAAGCUCUCUGACCUUCGCCAUUCCCUCGCUGUUUAUGACUGCUGUAAACAGAAGCGAUCUUUUGCAGCUCACUCCUUGUUCAUUGCACAUCCCACAGGGUACUUUCCGUUACAACUCAACCUUGAAAUAUGCAACUGUGUUGGAUUUUACACUUUCGACAGACUCCAAGACUGCUCCAGUGUUGCAUGAGCCAAUUCAAAAUGUUUCUGCCAUUGGCGAUACCAGCUCGAAGAUAUCGGUCGGUCAUUAUCAAGGUAGGGAUGGAAUUCAGAGUAUCAUCAAGUUCAAAUUUCCCUUCCGUCUUGUUUCCAGUACGAAUUUUUCAGCCUUGGUCACUACGUUGGAACCAUCCAGAAAUGUGUCUUACUAUUUGAAUGUGACUGAAGAAGUCUUUACGCUUGAAAUGUACAACCAGACAUAUUUCAAUACCGAAGAAAUCGCCGUCAAUCUGUCAAUGCAAGAGUCAUAUAUGGAUGUCUGCUUUGGAAAUUUAUCCCAAUUUUCUAUGCUUACAGAGCGUCGGAACUUCACUUCAAGCACAACAAAACUUCUGAAUCGUACAAAUGUGCAGAACAUGACUCAAGUGAAGACCUUCACCAUGAUGACAGACCCUGUGGUAUCCACAAACUUGACUGCUAUCAAGCACAACGACACGAUUGUAUUGCACCUUCCAGAAUUAUCAGGACUAAGUUUUGAGAACGUGAGCUUGGAUGUCCUGUGUCUGAACGACAUUGGAAUGCAUUGGGAUUACAUACCACUGACCCAGCAAGAGUGUCAAGAUCAGGUUCAGUCGUGCACUUGUCAAAGCUUUGGGCGCAUCACUGCCGAAUGGGACAACUCUCUCCACCUUCUUAGCAUGACGGUUUAUGGAAAUAUGAGUGGCGACAUUCAGGUGCAGAUUCCGGAUCGAUUGGGAUUUAUACUUCUUCCCCUUGUGUCAUUUUCAGCACUUACCGACGCAUGGAUACAGACUGAGAGAAUUCCUUUCUUCAAGUUAACUUGCGAGAAGGCAGUCAAUGCUACUGUGCUUGAAGCAUCAAUGGAGUUUGGCCAAGUUUCAGCAGGGGAAGUAGCUGAAAUCUUUGUUGUGAUGUCUCUGUCUACGAAGAUGAAGAGAGGCGACAAUCUUUAUAUCUCGAUGCCAGAAUUCAAUAUCCAGCCCACAAAUUCAAAGAGGAGUCCAUUGAUUGUCAACAGUCAGACUUGGAAAUUCUUGGGCUAUUGGGAGGCUAUGUGUAACUUCUCUGGGAUCAACAUCGUUGCAGAUCAAGACAUACCUCCUGGAACUUCAAUUCAUCUUACAUUCCCCAAGGCCAAUGGCAUAAUGAUGCCUGUGCAAGGCGUGUUGAAAAACUCUUUUGACAUUCAACUUUCAAUGGUCACCUCCGAAAAUUCUAUUUCCAAUGUACCUUUCAAGACGGUGCAACCUGUGGGCUCGUUUGCUAAGCUGCCAGUGAUACAGUUCUUCCGAGUGAAUUCCUCUGAGGCAGCCUUGUUCAAUCUGAACGUCACAUUUCACAUGCCCGUAAGAGAAAGAGACGUCCUUGAGUUGGUUCUUCCAGGUUUCUCUUGCAGUGGGCGGUCGUGUCAAACUUCAAAACUGAUUUCUAUACUGCUCAAGUCAGCGACAACCAAGGAGCUCAUGAAUUUCUCAGCUAGUUGGACUGAAGCCUCCAAAAAGCUCAGGAUUUUGUUUCCUCUCGAUGCUUUGCCGGAGCAAGAAAUCACAUUUGAAUCCACUAGCCCGAUGCUGUUACCUGAUGUCGGUGUAUCAUGGGAGGGAUCAGGGAUAAGUAUCUCUUUGAAUUCAACGCUCGGCCCCAUCGAGCCAACUUUAGUGCAAGUGAUUCCCAUUGGUUCAGUGCGCUCGUCUGCCAUUGCGUUCGUCCCGGCGGUUGCAAACUCUCCUUCGAGAAUCAUUCUGACCUUUAUACCGGGGAUGGAUAUGAAGGUAGGCGACCUGGUCGAGCUGGGCUUGCCGCAGUUCUUGAGUCUUGAUCGAACUCUGCCCAAGGUGAGGAGAGUGGUCUGUACCGAGAACGUGUGUGUGAAGAUUCGAAAUGGAGUUUGGGACGAGAAUGCACAGUUGAUGACCCUCACAGUCCUGAGGCAGAUCGUGGCCAGAGAACUAGUGACCUUCGAGAUUCCGUUCUCCUUCGGUUUGUGUCUGCCAGAGAAAGGUUUUCGAGCAGAUUCUUCGAACAUCAAUAUCACAAUCUUAUCGAACUCAUACGUGUUGGUAGGACCGAUUCCUCUCGGAUCUGUACAACCUGUGGGUGGUUUUGUACAAGCUUCUGUGACUUUCAAUCCAAACAUACCCAAUGUGAAGACCAAUAUUGUGUUGAGAUUCAUUCCUUCUGCUCGGCAACUGCGUGGCCGCAGCUUGUUCCUUACCAUGCCUGGGUUUUCCAACACAAGACUGGGCAAUUUUUCUGUCACAUCUUUCCCAGCUUCAUUUGUUAAGUUUGCCCGGUGGUCUGCGUCAACCUUCCAACUUCAAUUCUUCAUUGAAAACGAUGUCCCUGAAAUGACUCAGAUAGUUCUAUCUAUUGACGCCGAUGUUGGCUUUCAGAUUCCAUCGGACUCGAUGCAAACAAGCCUCGUCUUCAAACUUCAGUCUGACAUGCCAGACGGCCAGAUGCCUCAGCCCCUUCCUAUUCGCGCAAAUUUGUCUUCUGGUCAGCUGUUUUCGUUUUCGUCGUCAAAGUUGUCAUUCCGGCAGAAAUAUGCUGGAAAGCCGACGUCUCUUUUUCUCGAAUUCUCAACUGCACUAUUUUUUGUCGAGAACGAUCAGCUCCUGUUGCUCCUACCUGGCUUCACCCGCAGGAACGGCGAUGUAACCUGUAAAAACAUUACCACCACGCCGAGUUCAGCAGUGAAGCUAGCUCUAUGGAUUCAAAAAGACAACACUUUGGUUCUCAACAUCUCGACAUAUUUUGAAGAGAACAAACAAUUUCAAAUACUUGUCUCAGACGCAUGUGGCAUUGAGUUACCUUUUGAUGGUGUUUCAUCUUAUCAAAGUGGCAUCAAACUCUCUGCAGUAAACGCUGCUGGUCAAAUUGGCUUUAUGCCACUGUCCAUGGUCGAACCUGUUGGAUCGUUCGGUUACUCAACGGAAUUGCAUUUCGCCGAAUACGGACCACAGAGACAGGUGAAGUUCUCGAUUACCUUUUCACCAAAAAUGGGCUUAUCACCCGGAGAUGAAUUGAUUGUGAGUCUGCCUGGAUUUGUCUGCAAUCGCACGAUGGUCAACCUGUCGUCCAACAAAGAGGGCCUCGUUUCAGUUGGAUAUUGGAGGCAAUAUGAAGUGAUUGAAAAGCUUCGCAACGGCACCAGCUCUGGGCCGAUCUUCCAAAUCAGCGAAGAAAUUGUAUGCGAAAACAGAUCAUCUGUUGUUGAGGUUAGACAGAGUGCUGACCCAUGGUGCGUUCCAAAAGUAAGUGAGAUUAUACAGACCGUCUGUUGGAAUAUUUCGAACAAAACAUAUAUAAGUUCCCAGAAUUCAUCUUUCAUGUACGAUAGUGAAAUUUUCCCUAAGCAUGAAUUGACCAUUCCGAUACUCCACGGACUUGAUCCGUGCCAAGUGGUGACUUUGCAAAUUGUGAACAAUGAUUCUUUCUACUUACCACUGGAAGGUGUACGCGCCAAUGACGCAAACCUUACUUUGCGAGCGAGCGCUGUCGCAGGCAAUGUUCCAGCAACACCAUUCGUAAGUACUAUGGCAGUUGGAGCAGAAUCGACGUGUGACUUCGGAUUUUUUCCCCAAACUGCUGGAAGGUCUACUCAAUUAGAAUUCAGUUUCUCUUCGAUGAUGCCGCUUUCCGAUGGAGACCUGAUUGUUUUACGCGUUCCAGGCCUGCGGUUGAAGAACGUUUCUGUUGAAAUUCCUGGUUGGAAGCUACUGAAUGAUGCAGCGAGUAACAGACAAUAUUUCUUGAACACUUUGACCAAGCAAUCUGUGUGGGCAAGUGAUCUCAUCCUUGAUUUUGAGCGAGAGUAUUCCACGAUUAAUGAAUUCACGAAUGUUUCAUACGGAGUGGUCGGGAGCCAAGUUUCAUCUAAGAAUGCAAGUGCGGGUAACCUCACGAAUCCGGUCAUGAUUGUUGGUGGCAUAGGUUAUUCUGGUUUGGGAACUUGGUGUCCUUUGAGUGAGGAAUUGACUGUCCUUGUGUCAAAUAGCAUCCAGGCUGGCGUUAGAUCCACCUUCAAGAUUGAACCGUUCGGCAGUACCUUUGUACUUCCCGACAAGGGUUUUACCCCCGACAAUUCCGUGUUUUUCAAAGUGGUGUCAAAAUCAGGAAAUGUCCAAGAAAGCAGCUGCAAGGCUGCUCAAAUUACUGCAUUCGUGAACUCAAGUUUAGAAACGUUUGUUAAUCAGUCGAACCAAUUUUCAGAGAUUCACAUAAAGUUCACAGCAUCGGUUUCCUUACAGUCUGGCGAUAUUCUUGUUGUGUCUUUGCCUCAAUUCACAAGAAUGUUCAAUAGUAACUUUGAAUUGAGAUUAUCUUCUGGAAAUCAACAUUGGUUCUGCGCUGCUGAGUACAUUCAAGACAAUUUCACCUUGUAUGUGAACAAUUCGAUCUUGGUUCAGGGUGCAAGUGCAGUGGAAAUGGUCAUUCCCGAAAACCUUGGAUUCAAGAUUCCACGGAAUGGUAUAAGAGUAAACGAUACAAGAUUUCUCAUAGGACUGAAAUCUUCCACAAUCGGAAUUCCUUUGACAGUAUUUCGACAUGUGACACCAGUUGGAACUCUCAAGUUCAGCUCCGUCACCAUGCUUCCAAUUCGUAUCUCAGAGGAUGUGGAAUUGAAUAUCUCCUUCAGUCCGUUCAUGAACUUAGAUGCAGGCUCGCUGGUACGCAUUGAAUUUCCUCAAUUCGCUUUUCAGCCCAAUGCAUCCUACGCAAUCACACCUGAUUUGUCAGUUUGUCCUGAUUUUCAAGUUCAUUUCAAAAACGAUACCAUAGUAGAUUCACGUUUAGAAUUCACUAUCAGGUUUCAAUUCAAUUCUACAAUCGAGCCAGGAAAUCUGAUCUCGAUCCGGUUUAUGAAUCAAUCGAUGAAAAAUUACGAGUUUCAAUUGUCACCUUCACCGCUGAUCGAUGUCAAAUGGCAUUCACAAAACUCAAAUGUGAACGAUCCAUUGUUCGUCUUCAACGACUAUGUUGAACCUCAGACUGAUAUAAACAUGACCUUUCUCAUCUUGACAGGUCAGGACAAGUUUUAUAUCAUCCCUCCUGAGUUGUUUGAAGUCUUUCUCCUACGCAGCACUGCGGACACUUGUCAAAAUUCGACUCAAUCUUGUAAUCUUUCCACGUGUGAUUUGAAUUCCAACACCUUGAAUUCGACCAACGUGUCCCACGCCAAUCAUUCCAGCAAUGCGAGCUACUGUGACAAGAAUCUUUCAUUCAUGAUGGAAAGCUCAAUUUUCACGAGCGUUUCGAGAAAUUUGAAAUCGGUGCUGGAGCUCCAGGUUUUAGCGCUCCUUGCAAUCGUGAACCAUGUAGCCCUGGUUUCUAUAGGAGCAACUGUUCGGAUGCCAUGUAUCAAGAUAGCAUUUGCCUUCCGUGUUCAUUCGUCGCUCCUCCAAACUCUCAACUCAGUAUAG
Guillardia theta CCMP2712 is the source of this 16830-nucleotide messenger RNA. RefSeq lists its product as hypothetical. Lineage: Eukaryota; Cryptophyceae; Pyrenomonadales; Geminigeraceae. Gene Ontology annotation, molecular function: protein binding. The transcript has 3 exons. The record is from RefSeq and is a predicted model, not a curated record. The coding region runs from base 1 to 16830 and encodes 5609 amino acids.